Messenger RNA from Hippopotamus amphibius kiboko, 5780 nucleotides. It is a transcript of the gene FKRP, whose product is annotated as fukutin related protein. The transcript has 4 exons. Bases 871 to 2358 code for a protein of 495 amino acids. Gene Ontology annotation, biological process: protein O-linked glycosylation via mannose. NCBI's taxonomy places the organism in Eukaryota, Metazoa, Chordata, Mammalia, Artiodactyla, Hippopotamidae. The record is from RefSeq and is a predicted model, not a curated record. Gene Ontology annotation, cellular component: Golgi apparatus.
GGGCAGGGCGGGAAGGGGCGGGGGCGCGCGCCUGGAGGAGGGCAAACGCGACCCAGGCCCCGCGCGAGGGUCGCCCCUGGGAAGCGCGGGACUUUGGGAGGGGCCGCUUUCUGCCCCCGCCCCCCCGCUUCACCCCAAAGACUCUAGCCCUCUCCAGACCCAAAUACCACUCUCCUCGACUAUCACUGUCACUCUUUGAGAGAAAAAGCCACCACCAAGGGUGGUUUCAGCAAUGGCCCCAUCCUGAUUCCUGCCCCAAGUCGGUUGUCAUGGUAACUCUUCCCAGUCUGCAACACCCUUAGCCUCCCGUCCCCUCUACCUUUGUGGUUAUGGAGCUCCAAACCUCUCCUGGCCCUGCACCAGGAAGAGGUUGCUAAGGUAACCCAAGUCCCUGGUGGUCCUUAUGCCCCUACGCAUAUUGGUUACUAUGGUAACCUCACCUAGCACUCAGGUAGAAAGGACCCCAGCCCCAAGGACACUGCUGAGGGAAACAUCUCUUUCCCAGCCCCGCCCCGCAGCCCCCCCAGUUGGCAUUACCAUGGUAACCAUCUCUCCCUUUCCCAUCGGGGGAGGUCUGUGGACCAAACCAACCAGGUGUUUUUAUUUAGAGGAGGAGAUGCUCUGCUGAGGAGUAGUUGCUAUGGUUACAAGACCUGGACCAUCCCCAGGGAGCAGUACAGCUGAGCUGGGCUGGAACAACCCCCCUGGAGUUCCCUCAGCCUGCAACCUAGGAGUGCCUCAGACAGUGCCUGGUAUGUUGUAGGAGUUCCACAGCAUGGAAGGAUGGAAGGACGGAGGGAUUGAUCGAAGGUCCAGAAGCCAAUUCCAAGGAUACCCCGGAAGCCCAGCUAAGGGCCUGGCUUCAGCCCCAUGCGGCUCACCCGCUGCCAGGCUGCUCUGGCAGCCGCCAUCACCCUCAACCUCCUGGUCCUGUUCUAUGUCUCCUGGCUGCAGCACCAGCCCAGGAACUCCCGGGCCAGGGGUUCCCGCCGUGGAUCUGCCUCCGGCCCCCGCGUCACCAUCUUGGUGCGGGAGUUCGAGGCCUUUGACAACGCCGUGCCAGAGGUGGUGGACUCCUUCCUGCAGCAGGAUCCAGCCCAGCCUGUGGUGGUGGCCGCCGACACACUCCCCUACCCGCCCCUGGCCCUGCCCCGCAUCCCCAACGUUCGCCUGGCGCUGCUCCAGCCCGCCCUCGACCGGCCCGCCGCAGCCUCACGCCCCGAGACCUACGUGGCCACCGAAUACGUAGCCCUGGUGCCGGACGGGGCGAGGGCCGAGGCACCGGGCCAGCUGGAGCGCAUGGUGGAGGUGCUCCGAGCAGGAGGCACACGCCUGGUGGCCGCUCCCGUCGUUUCGGCCAACCCUGCCCGGUGCCUGGCCCUGAACGUCAGCCUGCGGGAGUGGACGGCCCGCUACGGCCCGGCACCUUCUGCACCCCGCUGCGACGCCCUGGACGGGGACGCCGUGGUUCUCCUGCGCGCCCGCGACCUCUUCAACCUCUCGGCCCCUCUUGCCCGGCCUGUGGGCACCAGCCUCUUCCUGCAGACCGCCCUCCGCGGCUGGACGGUGCAGCUGCUGGACCUGCCCUUCGCUGCGGCGCGCCAGGCCCCGCUGGCCACGGCCCACGCGCGCUGGAAGGCGGAGCGCGAGGGGCGCGCGAGGCGGGCGGCGCUGCUGCAGGCGCUGGGCAUCCGUUUAGUGAGCUGGGAGGGCGGGCGGCUCGAGUGGUUCGGCUGCAACAAGGAGACCCCGCGCUGCUUCGGGACGGUGGUGGGCGACACGCCUGCCUACCUGUACGAGGAGCGCUGGACACCCCCGUGCUGCCUGCGCGCGCUGCGCGAGACAGCCCGCUACGUGGUGGGCGUGCUGGAGGCGGCCGGCGUGCGCUACUGGCUGGAGGGCGGCUCGCUGCUGGGGGCGGCCCGCCACGGGGACAUCAUCCCGUGGGACUACGACGUGGACCUGGGCAUCUACCUGGAGGACGUGGGCAACUGUGAGCAGCUGCGGGGCGCCGAGGCGGGCUCGGUGGUGGACGAGCGCGGCUUCGUGUGGGAGAAGGCCGUGGAAGGCGACUUCUUCCGCGUGCAGUACAGCGAGAGCAACCACCUGCACGUGGACCUGUGGCCUUUCUACCCUCGAAACGGGGUCAUGACCAAGGACACGUGGCUGGACCACCGGCAGGAUGUCGAGUUCCCCGAACGCUUCCUGCAGCCUCUCGUGCCCCUGCCCUUUGCCGGCUUCAUGGCGCAGGCGCCUAACAACUACCGCCGCUUCCUGGAGCUCAAGUUCGGCCCCGGCGUCAUCGAGAACCCCGAAUACCCUAACCCGGCACUCCUAAGUUUGGCAGGAAGCAGCUGAAGUUCCAGCGCCUGCUCCUGAGGUCGGGAGAACAUUCGGGCACAAGGCACUGUCCUUUGUCUUGGUGCCACUGGUGUUUGGUGGGCGGGUGAGGGAUGCCAAGCCGCCCUGCAAGGCCCAGCACAGCCCCUGACAUCAAAGAUGUGCCCUGCCCAAGAUUUCCAGAACCGGGGCUCCAGGGCUGGGACAGAGUUUUGGAAAGAGAAGGAGAAAGAGGGUAGGUUCUGGGGCCAAUCUGUCGUGUCCCAAUUUCCCUUUGCCUCGGUUUCCUCCAGGAUUCAGUGCGUGCCCUCAGGGUCUAGCGCUCAGAGCCCCGGGACACUCGGCUGUUGGGGUUGCUUCUGCCACUAGAGGGCGCCUUUGUCCUACCUGGGGACCAAGGCGAAUGUAAGCCCAGGACCUCUGUCCCACGUCUUUCACGUCUCUUGAGCCUUUGGUCUUCCCUCUAGUCUCCUGUGCCUGGCGAGACAGGAUGACUAAAUACCCUUCUUUCAGAAAACCAUCUCCUUCCCUCCUGGGAGAGCCCUGUGAGGUGCCUGCUGCUCUUAAACCCAUCUUGCAGAGACGGAAACAGGCUCAGAGCUCUGAGCUGCAACUGUGGUUAAGGAGCCGGUUUGGGGGGUCUUCCCUGGCACUCUGGUGGUUAAGUUCUGCGCUUGCACUGCAGGGGCCGCGGUGUUGGAUCCCUGGUCAGGGAACUAAGAUCCUGCAUGCCGUGGGGUGUGGCCAAAGAAAAGGGGGAGGGGGGCAGGUUCUGGAUCCCAGCCCCACUCCAUUUAAAUGUGUUACCUCAUUAUUUUAGCUCUCUACACUUGUUAGCUGCCUGCUUGCAAGGCAGGGUAAACAAUAAUCAUAGCUCACAUUUACGGAGCACUUACUGUGUAUCAGGCAUCGUUCUCAGUAUUUCACACGGAGUAACUGACUUAUGCCUCGCCUCGACCCUCCGAGGUGAGAGCUAUUAUUUUGAUUUUAGAGAUAAGGCCAGAAUGGUAAAGUCACUUGUCCAAGGUCAGACAGCUUGGGGAAGUGGCAGAGCGGGGACUUGAACCCAGACUGUCAGUCUGGAGCCUGCACUGCCGUUGCCGGGUGAUGCCCCUCUGUGGUGAUGGUACCUGAAGGGGGCUUUGGGAAGCCACACGGCUUAGCAGGUAAGGCAAUGGCAGGCUUCCUCUUGUGAUUCUACACCUAAGAGGAAAUACUGUUUGAGCUUGUGCCUCCCAUAUGUGUAUUUAUUUAUAAAUUAUAUCAGGUACUACUAGCAUUCUGUAAGUUAGUAAUAAGGCUUAAAUUAUUCCAUUUUAAAAUUAAAAAUAAAUAGAGAGGGUUUUGUUUACCAGCCUCAUCCUAAUGACUUGUCCCUCACACUCCUUGGGCAUAUGCACCUGGCUUUGGGACCACAGGCUCUGAAGUGGGAAAGGCUUGGGUUCAAAUCCAAGCACUGCCGCUUCCUCCCACUGUGAAGUUGGGCUGCCAGUGACUUUGCCUGUCUCUCGGCUUUGAACCUGGGAAACAGGGGUCAUGGUGGUCCUCGCCCCACAGGACUAAAGGGGUUGUGAGUCAGGGCUGGGUGAGGCUCCUGGCUUGGCUACUUACUUUUUUUGUGACCUUAGGCAAGUUGCUGCUUCUCUGAAAGGGUAGGGGGAUUGGUGAUAUUGCAGAAGCCUGAAGCCCUCAGAGGAGGAGGCUUCACAGACCAGCAAGAGAAGAUAAAUGCCAAUUUGGCCCAAUCUCCUGAGACUCAGACAUCCGCGCCUGUUUUUAACCAGUGAAACUGCCAGUGGCUCGCAGUCUGUUGCGUUCCCAGGAAGAAUUCUGGAAACACAUGGGGAUGAUUUGGGUUAUCACUGCAAUCAGACGGUGCUCUUGACUCUCUGAAGGCAUGGCCCAGGGAUGGAGGUGUCUUAUAAUAUAUGCAGGGCACCUCCACACAUUGAAGUAGGGUCCUUUGUCACAUACUAUUUUACAAUGUCCCACUGGGCAUUCGUGAAGGACAGGUGUUCAAAAUAUUUUGCACCUGGUAUGGUAAUAUAAAUAUAUAAAUCAAUAUCUGCAUCACAUUUUAAAAUAUUUUUUUAAUUCUCAAAAUAAUCAAAAUUAGCUAUCUAUAUAUACAUAUUUCUUUCAGUUGUUGCCAAAAAUGUAAGUUGAAGCUCAAAUCACUCAAAGUAUUGUAAUGGUUUUGUUUCAUUUAGAAAUUGUUGGUGUGAUUUCUUGAUUGACAGCUGUAUAUACGUACAUACAUAAAAUAACAUAUUGUAUAUGUACAUAUGUAUAUUUAAAAUAACCUUGUCUUAGCUGUGGUUUGAUAAGGGAACCACAUCAAAUGCUUCUAGCAAUUUCCCAUUAAAUUGAAAAUCAUUAGGGACUUGAGAUCUCAAUGGAUAAAGAAUUUCUCUUAGCAUCAACUGUAGUGUUUUUAUGUUUUUCUCCUCAAUUUGCUGUUCCUGAAGUAACAGCAAUUACAUUUGAAACUUCCCUAGCCCUUAAAAUAUUAUCUAAUAGCUUUGUCUAUUCAAUAUCUUUAUUAUCAACUAAGUAACGGGAUGACAGAAAACCUAUCACAACAACUAACAAACAUAAGUUGGAUGCAGUGUGUGUUAUUGAAUUUUACUGCUUUCUUAAUUACUCUUCUACUAUUCGCCAGCGAAAACAGGCAUUUCAAUAUUUUAACAACCAGCCCAUCCAUACUAGUGCAUACUAACGAAAUUUUAGCCUUGCUUGGAAAAACCUGGUUAAGAAUUAUCUGAGCCUAGAACUGAACUCUUCUUAGGCAAACACCAAGUCCUUUUUGGAUGGUUUUCAUAGGUUCUGAAUUUUCCAGGAAGUGCAACUGCCACGUAAGAUGAGGGAAGCUUGUAUCGUGUUUUUUUCGGAAACUUGGCCAAGGAUUGUCAACAAAUAUCAGAAAACCGCGUUCCACCUGGUUCUAGGUAACUUGACACCUACAGCAAAUGUUUACAGGGGAGCCUAGCAAGCAUUCGGAGCUGCUUAGGUCACAAGUGUAAAUGUUUGGCUCCCUCCUCGGGUUCUGGGGAGGUGGCCCCGCACAUUUGCAUACUGAAAUGCGUAUUUUAAAUGCCUAUCCUUUUAUUUCUCUUUUUUCUUACAGUUUAGGCAAUGGGAUCAUUGUGUGUGUGUGUAUUUGCUUUUAUUUUAAUUUAUUUUAAUUUUUUAUUGAAGUAUCGUUGAUUUACAAUAUUGUGUUAAUUACUGCUGUACAGCAGAGUGAUUCAGUUAUACAUAUAUGUACAUUUUUUAAAUAUAGUCUUUUCUAUUAUAGUUUAUUAUAGGAUAUUGAAUCUAGUUCUCUGUGCUGUACAGUAGGACCUUGUUGUUUAUUGGAAUCAUUUUUAAUAUUACAUGCCCGUGGGUUAUAUCAUCUGUGAACUUCAUUUCAGGAGAGCCAACAGGACUUUCCCAGA